AUGGUUGCCAUUGUCAACGACCUCGCAGCGCGGCUCUGGGCCGGCCUAGGCCAUAUUACUUUCACCAACAUCUUGCUAUACUUGGUCUUACCGUACCUAGUGUAUUGGGUUGUUGUGUUCAUUUACCGAAUCACCCUUCACCCCCUGGCCAAGUUCCCUGGCCCAAAGCUCGCAGGCGCCACAUUCUGGUAUGAGUUCUACUACGACAUAUGGCCUCGCCGCUACCGGUACACGUGGAAGAUUAAGGAGCUUCACGACAAGUAUGGCCCCAUCGUGCGCAUCAACCCCAUCCACAUCCACAUCUACGACCCAGACUACCUCGACGAGAUCUACGCCUCGGGCAAGCACAAGCGCGACCGCGACCCGUGGUUCCACCACGCGGAGGAGCAGGGCAUGAUGGCCUGGUCCCUCCUGCAGACCAUGAGCCACGAGAGGCACCGGAUGCGCCGCGCCGCGCUCAACCCCUUCUUCAGCAAGCGCGCCAUCCAGCAGCUCGAGGCCGUGCUCGCCGACAAGGCCGAGGUGCUGACGGACCGGCUGUCGCGGGCCCACGCCGAGGGCGCCGUCGUCAAUCUCAACUACGCCGUCGCCGCGCUGUCGCUCGACAUGGCGACGUCGUACGCCCUGGGCUACGACGGCGGCAACCUGCGGCGCGAGGACUGGGGCGCCGACUGGCUCGACGCCUUCCAGAUGGUCGGCAAGCUGCACCCCGUGGGGCGGCACUUCAAGACGCUCGUCAACGCGGGCGUGGGCUCGAUGAGCCCCCGCGUCGUCGGCUGGUUCAGCCCGCAGAUGGCGCUCGUGGCGCGCAAGCUGCAGUUCCCGCUCGAGACGAUGCGGGCCGCCGUCGCCGACCGCGCGGCGGCGGCGGCGAGGGGCGAGCAGCGGCUGGCGGCCAACUCGCGCACCGUCUUCGCCGAGAUUCUGGACAGCGACCUGCCGCCCGAGGAGAAGACGGCCGGGCGGCUCAACGCCGAGGCCGGAUCCGUGCUCGGCGGGGUGGAGACGACGACGCGGAGCAUGGGCGUCAUCUUGUACUUCCUCGUCGAGCAGCCCGACGUGCUGGCGCGGCUGAGGGCAGAGCUGAGGGCGGUGAUGGCGACGCCGCAUGCCGAGGUGACGACCGCGGCGCUGGAGGCGCUUCCGUAUUUUUCUGCCAUUAUAGCAGAAGGUCUUCGCAUAUCUCACGGCGUGGUCAGCCGCUCGCCGAGGAUUGCGACCGAGGAGGAUCUGCAGUACAAGCAAUGGGUGAUACCACGAGGCACGCCUGUGAUGCAGAGCAUGUUCCUGCACCACACCCACCCGCGCAUCUUCCCCAACCCCAUGGUUUUCAAGCCCGAGCGCUGGCUUGAGGAUCCGCAGCUGAAGCCUCGAUAUGCCAUGUACUUUGGCAGAGGGUCUCGCGCCUGCCUCGGGAUGAACCUGGCCUACUCGGAGAUGUACUUGACCAUAGCCAAGAUCGUCAGCCGCUUUGACCUCGAGCUCUACGAGACCAUCCGGGAGCGGGAUAUCGACGUGUCGCAUGACUGCUUCAUUGGAGCAACGCGCAUGGACAGCCCAGGGAUUCGUAUCAAGGUCGUCAGGGAGUACAAUGUGUGGCCUGAGAUCUGA
This is a messenger RNA of Thyridium curvatum, 1611 nucleotides long. RefSeq lists its product as uncharacterized. The record is from RefSeq and is a predicted model, not a curated record. Lineage: Eukaryota; Fungi; Ascomycota; Sordariomycetes; Thyridiales; Thyridiaceae. The transcript has 5 exons. Bases 1 to 1611 code for a protein of 536 amino acids. Gene Ontology annotation, molecular function: oxidoreductase activity, acting on paired donors, with incorporation or reduction of molecular oxygen; iron ion binding; heme binding.